Molecule: messenger RNA, 2989 nt
Organism: Homalodisca vitripennis (glassy-winged sharpshooter)
Lineage: Eukaryota; Metazoa; Arthropoda; Insecta; Hemiptera; Cicadellidae
Product: pyruvate dehydrogenase E1 component subunit alpha type II, mitochondrial-like
Exons: 8
Coding region: 145-1362 (405 amino acids)
Biological process (GO): pyruvate decarboxylation to acetyl-CoA
Cellular component (GO): intracellular membrane-bounded organelle
Molecular function (GO): pyruvate dehydrogenase (acetyl-transferring) activity
Source: RefSeq, a predicted model, not a curated record
AAAGAAUGGUGGUCGGUUUUGGUAGUGGUGGUAGAUAACCUUUAGCGCUUUAAUCCGUCUUUCACUUUGUUGACCUUAGGGACUGUUCACAAACGAUUGUUAAAACGCUUUAUAUCAAGUAUAUAACAAGAUAGAUAUUACAAAAUGUUGAAUAGGCCUAACUGUGUCAAAGUAUUGCUCAGACAGGUAGAAAAUCAAGCAGGCAGAUUUACCACUGAGAGGGCCAUUUCCUUCUUUGGGUCAUCAAAAAAGAACUAUGCAACUGAAGCCACAUUUGAAACUAAGCCUUUCAAAUUACACAAACUAGAGUCAGGCCCUCCCACAUCUGUGACCAUCUCGAGAGAUGAGGCUAUCAAGUUCUACAAGCAGAUGCAGACUAUAAGACGGAUAGAAACUGCCUCUGGUAACCUCUAUAAGGAGAAGAUUAUCAGAGGAUUCUGUCAUCUUUAUUCUGGACAAGAAGCUUGCGCUGUCGGAAUGAAGGCAGCUAUGCGACCGAACGACUCGAUAAUCUCAGCAUACCGUGUGCACGGUUGGACGUACCUGAUGGAUGUCUCGGUGGUGGGUGUUUUGGCAGAACUUACUGGCCGCAAGUCAGGCUGUGCCCGAGGUAAGGGUGGCUCUAUGCAUAUGUACUCCAAGAACUUCUACGGGGGCAAUGGCAUUGUUGGUGCUCAGGUGCCACUGGGAACUGGGGUCGCCUUUGCCAACAAGUACCUGGGUCACGAUGGAGUAUGCUUCACCCUGUACGGUGAUGGUGCUGCUAACCAAGGGCAGGUGUUUGAGGCUUACAACAUGGCCAAGCUGUGGGAUGUGCCCUGCAUCUAUGUGUGUGAGAACAACGGUUACGGAAUGGGCACCAGCGCAGAGCGUGCAGCUGCCUCCACAGCCUACUAUUCCAGGGGCGACUAUGUUCCUGGCAUCUGGGUGGACGGGAUGGACGUGCUGGCUGUGAAGUCGGCUAGCAUGUUUGCAGUGAACCACUGCACAUCUGGCAAGGGCCCCAUCGUGAUGGAGACAGCCACUUACCGUUACAGCGGCCACUCCAUGAGUGACCCCGGAACAUCUUACCGUACUAGAGAUGAGAUCCAGGAGGUCCGUCAGACCCGGGAUCCCAUCACUUCCUUCAAAGAGAAGAUACUUAACUCUGGUCUGGUCACUGCUGACGAACUCAAGAAACUGGACGGAGAGAUUAAGGCAAUAGUAGAUGCUGCUGUGAAGCAGGCGAAGUCCGAUGCGGAGGUGGGGAUGGACGACCUUGCCGGUGACAUCUAUGUCAACAAUCUGGAAGGCAAGAUCCGUGGAACUGUGCCAUGGCACCAGUUGGAGCACAAGCGGAUUGGAACUGCGGCUAAUGUCUAAAUGUGAUCCUUUGCUUGCCAAUCCAAUUUAUUCACCCCCAUUAGAACGAGAAUCUUUUCAACGACUAAAUAAAUUGUUAAUUAGUGCUUAAGAACCUUGUAAAACACCAUUGGUACAAAGGGGAACUUUAUAUUAGGCAGAGACUUUUCAUUCAAUACAACUGGUUUGGUUUUGUAAAAUCUUUUUAGGUGCUAAGCAGCGAUUGCUUUAAUAAACUGUUAACAUCUUGAAUUUUUAUUACUUUAUGAAAAUAUAACAUCUUCACGUAAAUGUUAUGUGAAAUUUGAUUAAAUUAGGAUGGAUUGUUUGAAUCAUAACAUAAUUUGUAUUCAGGAGUUUUAUGAGUUAUUAUUCUGACACAAUAUCAGAUAUGAUUAAAAAUUAAUCUAAGGAAAAUACUCUUUUGCACAUAAACCAUUUAUUAAUUGUUAAUUAUUAAUAUUGUAAAAACUGUAAAGUAAUUGAUUCAACUGAUAUUAAAGUGUAAAUAUAAAAUCAUAAUAAAAAUAAGCAGUGUAUUUGUAUCUAAACAACAUGUGUAUUUGUUCAUUUUUAUUGUUAUACUUAUUUUUUUAAGUAGCUGCAAAAAGUGUAGUUUUAAGAAUUUAAAAUCUUAAAACUUUUGUUGCAUAUAUGUAUUAUAGAAAAAAAACCUGAGAUACAUUCCACUGCAAUAAUACAAUUUAGCAUUUAUUUAUUUUGAAUGUGAAUCUGAACAUAAUAUUCACACAUAUCAUUCCAAUAUAAUUUUACUUUUGUUAAUUUUGUCCUAAUUAGUGUAUAUUCCUUGCUAAACAAUGUUUUAUUCUUACAGUAACCAAAGUAACUUGCAAAAUGUAAUGUAACUCAUAUUAAAAACUGUAAAUAUAACCAAGCAAAUUUAUUUGAUUUACAAGUUUUCUGUUUUUAUUUUAUUGCAUCAUAGGUAUAAUUCAUAAAAUGUUUAUAUGCUUUGCUUUCCAGAAUUUUUCAAAAAUGUUCCCCAACACAAUAAAUAAUAUCUAUUUAACUCUUUUUUGGAAUAUGCGACAUUAGGUUUUCCCUUCUCUCCUCUGCCUUUUAUUUUAGUUCCUGUAGCUUCACAAAAUAAUAUAUUUUAUGGCAUUUUAUAGCUUAAGCCUUAACCAGCCUCUUUGAAGUUUGCAUUUUUAGUGUGUAAUAUUAAAAUAAAUUACCUCAGGUCAAUGAACUUUCCAACCUACCUAGUCUAAUUUGUGAAUAUGUAACACCAAAAUUAUGUUGUCGUUUAUUAAAAUUAAUUAGUGCUUACUUAGAAUUAGAAAAUUGUUAUAAAGCUUUAUUAAGUUAUGUUUUUUAGUAAAACAUAAUAUAGACAAAAUAUUCAUGCUACAUCAAAAACUAGUGUUUUUACAUAGAGAUGAAAUUCCUUAACUGUUAAUGUACAGAUCUAGUAUACUAUAUUUAAUUUGUGUUUUUGUCAUUGUUUAUUUAUUUAUUUUAUUAUUCUGUUUUCACAGUAAAUAUUAUGUUUUGAUAUUUACAUAGAAACUUAUUUUUGUUGGUUAUUGUUUUCAAAUUUGUUGAGUAUUAGGAGUAUUAGAGUGAUUCCAUUCACUUGUCCAACUUUGUUGUGUAAAGUCUUUGAAAAUAAAAUAUUUAAAUAGUU